AGCGGAAAAACGGGGAAAUAGAAAUGAUGUCAUUUUUUUGACUCGCAGAUGGUUUUUGUUUUUCGUUCAUUCAACAAUUUUAAUUUAUUUUGGGGUUUCUUCAUCCGCUGUUGUGUGUGGCAUUGAGCCAUAAUAUGCAAAACUUGCAAUUUGUGAAGAAGAAAAUUGAUUUUCACUGAAUUUCGUGGUGGGUAAAGUGCAAAAAAUCAACGAGGAGGGUCAUAAAUCUUUCGAAAAGUAAAGUUGCCCCCGUCACCCCGAUCCCAUACGGUGACGGGUUUGUUUACAUUUUCACCUCUCACAGCAGGGAGUCGGAGUCUUUGCGAGUAUUUUGUGGGACUGUCGGACAGUCUAUCGAGGGAUUUAGCUGUGUGUGGGGUGAGGGAGUGAUCUCAUGUGCGAGAGACAGAAUAAAUUAAUAAAAAGGUGAACGUUGAGAGAAUUUUGCUGCCCGAACUGUGUGCGAGUAUUUCGGUGCAUCGAAAUGGGAGCAUAUCUGAGUAGCUUCAAGAGUGCCAUAGAAGGUGUUGGACUUGCUGCGGGUACGGCAAGAAAGCGUAAGCACAGCGAGUGUAUGGACGAGUCGAGGUGCGAGGAGCAACCACUUAAGAGGAAGAAACUCAUGACGACAGCACAAUAUGUGUACCAGGUGAUGUUCAAGGAGGAGCACAAGUCAGAUGUGGCCGUUCGCUGCCUGGGCCGAACGUGGCAUCUGCACAAAGUUUAUCUCUGCCAAAGUGCCUACUUCUCUUCCAUGUUCGGCGGUUCAUGGAAGGAAUCCGAUCGAGACUUUAUCAACAUCGAGAUCAUUGAUCCAAAUAUCAGCAUUGAAGCACUUGAUGCAGUCUUUGGUUCACUCUAUCUGGACGAAAUCACGCUCAAUGUGAACGUCAUAAUUCCAGUAUUGGCCACAGCUGCACUCUUCCAACUCAACAGUCUCAUUGAGAAGUGUUCAGAAGUCAUGAUUGAGUCAAUUGAUCCCACUACCGUUGUAGCCUAUUACGAAGCAGCUUGUCAGUACGGCGUAAAGAAUGUCCGUGAUUCCGCCUUCGAAUGGCUCCAGGUGAAUCUACUGAAUUUCUACAUGAAGCACCUCAAGCUGCUGAAUCAGGUGGAUUUGGAGCUAAUGUACAAGCUUAUAUCUAGUCCGGAUCUCUUCGUCAUGCAGACGGAAUAUGCCAUUUACUAUUUGCUUAAAAAUUGGAUUUAUUUCCAACUCCAUCCCGGAAGUGAGUCGAAUCCACGUGCUGAUCUCAAGGGUACCAUUCAGAAUUUCUACAAUAACCUCGACAAGUCCAAACCCUUCCUGGAGACACGCAUGGGGAAGAAGUAUGAGAAACUCUUUCGUGCUUUGCGACUGAAUUACCUCCUCAAUCAUCAUCGGGACAUUGAGAUUAUUCUCAAGGAUAACAUCAUCCCCCAAUCGUGGAUCUACGCUCCGAUCCUGCAGCAAUGGGAUGCUAUGCUGUGCUUCGAUGAGUCUACCUACAAUGGCCCCUCAGAGUGCGACGAAAAGGUUUUUGGGGAGUCCUGUAUGCGCUGCGGAAGGGUGCUGGAUAGCGAAGGAUUCCAGAAGUGGCGGUGGACAGGAUUCAAUUUUGGUCUCGAUCUCGUCUUUAUUGUUGACACGCGAAAUUUGUCCAUUAAACGAAAUCAUCGUCCUGAAAAUGAAAGAUUGUUAAGUCUUCAAGUUAAGCGGCAAUUCCUCGUAAGAGUUACAAUACUCACUGUGAAUGCAAAUUCUCAAGUCAAACACCGUCAAACGUCGGGAAUCAAAGCUCUGACACUAGAGAAGAAUGAAGAAGUUGUUCUGUUGCAAUUUGACAAGGAACUUUCAUAUCCACUCCUCAUCUCCAUCAACAUCCUCAAUGUUUCACCUCUCAUUCCGGCCGAGAGGAUUCAAACAAAGGCUCAACUGGCAGCAUCAGGGGGCUCCAGCGUCAAUCCCAAUCACGUGAGUGAAGUGAAUUUGAGUCACAAUGCCGAGGAAUAGGGCAAAAUGUCUCCAUUUUGCACAUUAUUUUGUAAAUCAUCAUCACACUGUUAAUUAACACAGCAAAAGGCGUUCAAUAUUAGACUACAAUUUAUUUUAAAAGAAAAUGUAGAUUUUCUUUCUAUUUUUCCAUAAGUUUUCUUCUUUUCUUUUUUAAUUUUAAUUCAUUCGUGAAUUUUCGUGAAGAAAAAAUGCAAUAAGUGAAUUAUAUAUAUUAUCUAUAUUAAGACUCUUGCCAUGAAUUCUCUUUUACUCGCGAAGAAAAAAAAAUUGUGAAUUAUUUUUGGAAGUUUUUCAUGUGCUAUUGUGGGGGAAAAAGAGAUUUCAUGGCGCAAAUCUUUAAUUUUUAUUAAUACUACAAAUCGUACAAAAUAUCGUGAAGUUACAAAGAAAAAAAAAAGAUUUCCUUUUUAUAUUUACUAUUUUACUCUUAAUUUUUUGUACUAAUUCUACAUGCUACCAUUGUAAGGUUGCAGAAAAUAAAAAAAAAAUGAAUUAACAAGGAA
Lutzomyia longipalpis is the source of this 2499-nucleotide messenger RNA. Its product is annotated as protein germ cell-less. Bases 485 to 1993 code for a protein of 502 amino acids. Gene Ontology annotation, molecular function: protein binding. The record is from RefSeq and is a predicted model, not a curated record. Gene Ontology annotation, biological process: germ cell development. Lineage: Eukaryota; Metazoa; Arthropoda; Insecta; Diptera; Psychodidae. The transcript is spliced from 7 exons.